AGGACAGCGGAAGCGGAUAUGGGGGAUCGAAAGAAAGAAGUGAAAACUGGCAAGAAGAAGAAGACCAUUAAUUGGCCUGUUAUCAAACCUAAAUCUGAUCUCCGAAUCACCCGUCUUAAAGAUAACGAUCUUUUUACUGUACAUAAUUUUUUAACAGCCGAUGAAUCAAAAGCAUUCGUAAAAGUUGCAGAGUCGAUUGGGUUUGUCCACCAAGGAAGUCUUGGCCCCACAUAUGGUGAAGCUUAUAGAGACAAUGAUCGUAUUGCUGUAAAUGAUCCUGUUCUUUCUGAUGUAUUAUGGGAAUCUGGUGGACUUAGUAACCUAUUUGCUCAACUUACUAUUCGGGGCAAAGUCGCCAUUGGUUUAAAUCCAAAUAUUAGACUUUACAGGUACAAGGUUGGUCAACGUUUUGGUCGACAUAUUGAUGAAAGUGUCGAUCUUGGAGAAGGAAAGCAUACCCAUUAUACUUUGCUAAUAUAUCUAAAUGGCGAUGGUGGGUACAAAUCAAAAUCUGAUGCGAACGGUUCACAUGGCUCUGCUGAACCUCUGGUCGGAGGUGAAACUGUCUUUUAUGGACCAAGGAAUAGCCUUGUAGCUGAAGUGACUCCCACUCAAGGAAUGGCCCUCUUCCAUAUUCAUGGAGCCAAGUGUAUGUUACAUGAAUCACGCAAUGUUACAAAAGGUGUCAAGUAUAUUUUAAGAUCAGAUGUAGCUUUUGCAUGAUGACUUCCUAGCAGGAUUCUGACUUCAGAUGUCUUAUGUGCAUUUGGAUGCACUGAAGGAGCACAGUCAAACUAUAAAGGUCAGUUAAACAGCUAUGUACUAUCUAUCUUUGAUAAUCAAUAUUGCCAUUUGCAUCAUACUUGGAGUGUAAUGAGUAUAAUGAAUACACUUUUUAUUUGUCAAGCAUCCAUUCUUAUUUUUGUUA
Molecule: messenger RNA, 928 nt
Organism: Erigeron canadensis
Lineage: Eukaryota; Viridiplantae; Streptophyta; Magnoliopsida; Asterales; Asteraceae
Exons: 4
Coding region: 19-723 (234 amino acids)
Biological process (GO): peptidyl-proline hydroxylation to 4-hydroxy-L-proline
Cellular component (GO): endoplasmic reticulum
Molecular function (GO): L-ascorbic acid binding; iron ion binding; procollagen-proline 4-dioxygenase activity
Source: RefSeq, a predicted model, not a curated record